This is a messenger RNA of Sorex araneus (European shrew), 960 nucleotides long. It is a transcript of the gene C1QTNF3, whose product is annotated as C1q and TNF related 3. Lineage: Eukaryota; Metazoa; Chordata; Mammalia; Eulipotyphla; Soricidae. Bases 1 to 960 code for a protein of 319 amino acids. The record is from RefSeq and is a predicted model, not a curated record. Gene Ontology annotation, molecular function: protein binding. The transcript has 6 exons.
AUGCUGGGGAGACAGCUCGCCUGUUGGCACCUGCUGGCUUUGCUUUUCCUCCCAUUUUGCCUGUGUCAAGAUGAAUACAUGGAGGUGAGCGGAAGAGCUAAUAACGUGGUGGCCAGGAUAGUGCAAAGUCACCACCAGACUGGCCGUAGCGGCACCAGGAGGGAGAAAGUGAGAGAGCGGAGCCCUCCUAAAAGUGGGACUGUGGAUAAUAACACUUCUACAGACCUAAAAUCCCUGAGACCAGAUGAGCUACCGCACCCCGAGGUAGAUGACCUAGCCCAGAUCACCCCAUUCUGGGGCCAGUCUCCACAAACUGGAGGGAUGCCCCCAGACUGCAGCAAGUGUUGCCAUGGAGACUACAGCUUCCGAGGCUACCAAGGGCCCCCCGGUCCUCCUGGACCCCCUGGCAUUCCAGGAAAUCAUGGAAACAAUGGGAAUAACGGAGCCACUGGCCAUGAGGGGGCCAAAGGUGAGAAAGGAGACAAAGGUGACCUGGGCCCACGCGGUGAACGGGGGCAGCACGGUCCCAAAGGAGAGAAGGGCUACCCAGGGGUUCCGCCGGAGCUGCAGAUUGCGUUCAUGGCUUCUCUGGCAACGCACUUCAGCAAUCAGAACAGUGGGAUUAUCUUCAGCAGCGUGGAGACCAACAUCGGGAAUUUCUUUGAUGUCAUGACUGGUAGAUUUGGGGCCCCGGUAUCAGGUGUGUAUUUCUUCACCUUCAGCAUGAUGAAGCAUGAGGAUGUUGAGGAAGUGUAUGUGUACCUCAUGCACAAUGGCAAUACUGUCUUCAGCAUGUACAGCUAUGAAACAAAGGGGAAAUCAGACACAUCCAGCAACCACGCAGUACUGAAGCUGUCCAAAGGGGAUGAAGUGUGGCUAAGGAUGGGCAAUGGCGCUCUUCACGGGGACCACCAACGUUUCUCCACCUUUGCUGGUUUCCUGCUCUUUGAAACCAAAUGA